UGCCUGUUCCUGGAGGAGCACAUCCGGGAGGCGGGCGAGCAGGGGGAGGCGGCGCUCCGGGACGCCAAGGCCAAGCUGGCGGGGCUGGAGGAGGCCCUGCAGAGGAACAAGGAGCGCGUGGCCCAGCUGGUCAAGGAGCACCAGGAGCUCAUGAACAUCAAACUGGCCCUGGACGUGGAGAUCCUCACCUACAGGAAGCUCAUGGAAGGAGAGGAGAGCAGCCUGGAGCAGCCCAUCCCCGCCGUCAUCAGCGCCGUCCGCUCCCGGCCCAGGCCCCUCUCCGCCAGCGCCCGGUGCCAUUCCCGGCUUUUUGCCGGAGCGGGGCAGGGAAUUCCCGGCUCUUCACCCAAUGGAGGCGGCACAAAGACCCUCCGGGGGGCCCAGUGACCCCCCCUGGGGCCUCCUGGGCUCGGAUUCCACCUGGGAAGAUCCUCAAUGGGAACAGAGAAGCACCUGGAAACACCUGGAAAGCCCUUGGUCCCACAUUCCGGCCUCCUGAGGGAUGAGAAUCCUGCGGGUCCCUGUCCCCACCCCCACCCUGCUCCAGCAGAACCCACCCGGCACCUCCGGGAAUGUCCCGUUCCCAUUCCCGUUCCCA
This is a messenger RNA of Corapipo altera (White-ruffed manakin), 598 nucleotides long. Its product is annotated as keratin, type II cytoskeletal 80-like. Gene Ontology annotation, cellular component: keratin filament. The annotation marks the transcript as partial. The transcript is spliced from 3 exons. Gene Ontology annotation, biological process: keratinization; intermediate filament organization. Gene Ontology annotation, molecular function: structural constituent of skin epidermis. The record is from RefSeq and is a predicted model, not a curated record. Lineage: Eukaryota; Metazoa; Chordata; Aves; Passeriformes; Pipridae.